Molecule: messenger RNA, 2729 nt
Organism: Thelazia callipaeda (thelaziosis nematode)
Lineage: Eukaryota; Metazoa; Nematoda; Chromadorea; Rhabditida; Thelaziidae
Source: the annotation of a GenBank genome assembly
UUGAAGCUAUAUUACUGUUUACUGCAGGGUAUUUUGAAGCGAUCCUCAUCACACAGUAAUUUCCCUCGUGAAGGUGUUGCAGAGCAUAAUAAUUCUGAGCAUCUGCAUCAAUUCAGACAACCUUCAGAUCAAUUUUCUGAACGAUCUACUUCAAAAAUUCCGAAAUUAACACUUACAUGGUCUGAAAAAAAUGCAGUGACAAUUUAUGGAGAUACUACAUCAGAUGAAGCGACUACGGAAACAGACGAAGCUCAGGUACCUGCAAUUGCUCCAUUCUCGACCACUCGUGAAACUCACUUAUUACCACCGCAACCUGUUAUUAGGUUGAAUGUACGUAGAGAUAAAAAUGAUAAAAAUUUGGACCGACAAACUGCAAUAUUACACGACGAUGAAGAGGAAGAAGAAGAAGAAGGAGAAGAAGAAUAUGUGAUGAGAGAAGAAUUUGAGGAUUCACAAAGUAGAAAUUUUGACGAUGGACAGCAUGAACCUGAUGUCAGUAAUGAACCUGAUACUGAACUUAGCUCUGAUACUACAAGUCUUGGUACUUCUCAUAUAGCUGGCAAAUGGUGGUUUGGCAAAAGUACCAAGAAUAUUCCACAUUGUGCUAAGUGGGGUUGCGGUCAUGGCCGUCAUGAUAAAGAAUGUACUAGUGAUAACGGAGAAUAUUUAACACCGACUCAAAGACGCUCUCGAGAGAUUCAACACCUUAGAAAGCAAUUAAAAUUGGCAGUAAGUCAGUUGGAAGAUAAAGAUUCGCAUUUAAAUGAACUUCGAGAUCGAUUACGUGACCUGGAAUCAGUGAUUGGUUGUACAAAUACAUUUAGCGAGCAACGUCAAAUUAUGCAGCGAUUUAAAGGACUAGUUGAAAAUUAUGAACGUGAAAAGCAAAUGAUCAUUAAUAAGCACGAGAUUCGAGUAAGACAAUUAAUUCAAGAAGCGGUCGAUGCACGAGCAGAAAUGAUGAAAAUUAAAGUUGCAUUAAAACAGUUGCAAGACUCUAAAGCUGAAAUGGAAAUGAAAGAAAUCAGCACGAUGACUGAACCAUUUGAAGAUACGUCAGAUUCUGUGGUACAUCCCGAAGCAAAUUUAGCUUCGUCUUCAUUUCCAUCUUCACCACAGCAAAUUUUACUUCAAAAAAGUUUAAUCAACCAUUUGAUCAGAGAAAAAAGCAGCAUUUUAGGCAGAACAUAUUUCUCAAAUGCCAAUGAUUCCACAAGAGCUGCAUAUGAAAAUGAAGCGAUGGUUUGGAGAACAAAAUCUGCUCAGCUUGAAAUCAUACUAAAAGAGCAAAUACUCAAAACACAAGGAAUUAAUCCUGAACUUGAAAAGUUCCGCUGUGAAAAUGAACGCUUACGACUGUAUAUCAAGAAAUUAGAAACAAAUGCAUCAGAUUUCACUAUGGUCGAUUCAGGCAUUGAAACACAUCUGAAUACGUUGUCAUCAGUAGCAAGUACUGAAUGUUACUCUCAACAAUGCGCAGAGCAUAAAAGGCAACUUUUAGAGGAAAACAAUCGACUUCUUGAAAAAGUAGAAGAACAAACGUUACAGUUUCAUGAAUACGAAGAAGAUGCUAAUCUUUUGCGCAGUAGUAUUCAUUUAAUGGAAAAUGAGAACAAGAAAAGUUUUUUGGCAAUGGAACAAAUGGCUAAAGAAAUAGAAGAAAGAACUGCUGAAGUAAAAGCUGCUAAUAUGGCUGUAGUUAGAUUGCAGAGUGAAGUUGCAACGAAAACAAAAGCAAUUUGCUAUUUGGAAGAACGUCAUCAAGUAUACAGAAACACCAUUCUUGACCAUCAUUUAGUUAUAAAAGAUGAAUGCACGGAGGACUGGCAUCGAGGUUUUUCGGAUCCACGUUACGUUGUUAAUGUAUCAAAACGCGUACAGACAGAUCUUACAGAAGAAGCAUUACGUAACAAAGAAGUAAACUUCAUCAGCUUGAAGGAUAAGCUUAAAGAAUUGGAAGAAGAGUUUUCAUCUAAAAAAAGUGAUAUGUUGGACCGAUUCAAAGAGAUUGAACAGGAUUUACUAGCAAAAAGCGCUUUGGUAGAUUUGCUGAGCAGCCAACUAGAAGAAGCAGAUCGAGAAGCUGGAAAAUCUUUUGAGCUACAUCAGAAGGAACGCGAAGCUUUCCAGGCCAAAAUAUGUGAAUUAGGAAAAAUUGCUGAAAAUGUUCCUGUGCUGAAAUUUGAAAUUGAAAAACUUCAACGAGAGCGAGGUUUACUUGAGUAUCAGCUAAGAAGUGCUAAAGAAGAAUAUGACGCCAGCUUGGAAAUGACACUAGCAGAAUCAUUGAAGAAAUAUCAAAAACAAAGUAAUUACUGGGCUGAAAAAGUGUCAGCUUUGAAUGAAAACAAUGAAUUACUUCGAAAAGAAAACGUUUCCUUGAAGCGUGCAAUGGAUGAGCUUAAGGUACGCACACACGUGGGAGAAGCGGAUUUAGCUGAGAGACUUGCGUCGAGUAUAGAUCAUAUUUCUUAUUUGAAAAAACAACUAAAUCGUAGUACACGUGACGUGCAAGUUGAUGUGCACCCGCGUGUUGUUAGUAAAUAUGUAGCAUGUCGGCCAAAUGCACGUCAUAAAAUGACAAAUAUUGAAAAAGGUGAUCUCUAUGAUGAAGUAGAAGAAAGACUUAAACUUUGUCAAAGCGAGCUGAUUACUACUCGUCAACAAGUAGAAUCACUGCAACAAAGACUGGUAACUAGUUUUAUACUUUUUAAAUUAAUUCCUUAAGU